AAACUUCAAUAAGUCCUAAAAGUUCAGCAACAUUAGACAAUAUUUUUCAUAAAAUCAUCAGAAAAUAUGCCUAUCUAUUCUUCUGAUUCUGAUGACCUACGCCCUUCAUCUUCAGCACCUCCCAGAAGAUUUUUUACUCAUGAAAAACCCAUGCAUGCAAUUCUUGGAGGAGGAAAAGUUGCGGACAUAUUAUUAUGGAGGGACAGGACGUUAACAGCUUCAAUAUUAAUGGGAUUCACAGUAAUUUGGUCCCUUUUUGAAGUUAUGGACUACAAUUUUGUGACUCUAUUGUGUCACAUCUCCAUGAUCUUGAUGUUAAUUCUCUUCAUUUGGUCUAUGGGAGCUGGAUUUGUUGAUUGGAGUCCUCCCGAUUUUCGGGCAAUUAUGAUAUCAGAUUCAACAUUCAGAUGGUUAUGUGGGAAAUUCAAUUCUAUUAUAGGGAAAUUCUAUGACAUUUCAUCUGGGAAAGAUUUAAGAACAUUUUUCCUGGCAAUCACUUUCCUAUGGAUAUUAUCAGUUAUUGGAAAUUACUUCAGCUCUCUGAAUCUAUUGUACUUAGGGUUUAUGUGCCUGGCAACAUUACCAGCUUUGUAUGAAAGGUAUCAAAAUGAGGUGGAUUAUCUAGUAAGCCAAGGUAACCAAGAUAUGAAGAAACUAUACAAGAAAUUUGAUACAGAAGUUCUAAACAAGAUUCCAAGAGGACCUGUCAAGCAAAGGAAAAAGUAUUAAGUCAUCUCUCAAAGUUGAAAAAAUAAAAAAUAAAAAGAAGUUCAAGAAAAUCAGCUGUGGAUAUGUUUGAAUUGUAAACAAUUUAAUUGUAAAUAUAAAUGCUGUAAAAGAUGAAGAAAUUAUGUUGUUACUGCUGUAAUUACUUGUAAUUUCAUACAACUUCGAGAGGUAAUUUAAUUGGACCAUGCCUUCUUA
This is a messenger RNA of Nicotiana attenuata, 924 nucleotides long. RefSeq names its product reticulon-like protein B9. Bases 67 to 729 code for a protein of 220 amino acids. Lineage: Eukaryota; Viridiplantae; Streptophyta; Magnoliopsida; Solanales; Solanaceae. The record is from RefSeq and is a predicted model, not a curated record. The transcript has 5 exons.